This is a messenger RNA of Dinoponera quadriceps, 2897 nucleotides long. Its product is annotated as basic salivary proline-rich protein 1. The record is from RefSeq and is a predicted model, not a curated record. The transcript is spliced from 6 exons. Gene Ontology annotation, cellular component: nucleus. Lineage: Eukaryota; Metazoa; Arthropoda; Insecta; Hymenoptera; Formicidae. Gene Ontology annotation, biological process: positive regulation of transcription by RNA polymerase II. Gene Ontology annotation, molecular function: transcription coactivator activity. Bases 412 to 2271 code for a protein of 619 amino acids.
CUUACCAAGCCUUCUAUUUCGGAAACGGUCCGACACCAUCCCCUCGUUUGCGAAACUGUACACUUCGCAAGGUAAUUGCCGAUAAUUGUCGCACGCGUCAGCCGCAUUAUUACAAGUACGAGCUGUGCACGAGACCCGUACGGCGGGUGGUUUGUUGUUGGGUAACGCGUAGAUGUGCAAGUUGAAGAGGUCCUCGUGAUCCUCCUUAGUCCCGCGCGAAUGAGUCCCGCUUCUUGUGGAUGAUCGACGUUUCGAUAGUACAUGUCGCGAAGACGCGAUAAAAGUGGAUGUAGUAUCUCUUAAGGCGGCUUUUCCUUGCUAACUCUUCGCGAUAGCGACGUGAAAGAAGUGGUUUUUCGUUCAUCGACGUUUCGUUCACUCGGCGAAACAACUUGUGAUUCGCUUCCAAAAAUGUCUGUGACUUUCGCACAGCGCGGCAGGCCACCUCCGAAUACUGCUCAAAUACAAAAGAUGCUGGAUGAGAAUAGUCAACUCAUACAAACAAUACAAGAGUACCAGAACAAAGGCAAGGCGCAAGAAUGUAUACAAUAUCAACAGAUGUUGCAUCGCAACUUGGUGUAUUUAGCGACUAUCGCAGAUGCAAACCAAAAUAUUCAAGCCUUACUACCUCCACCUCAAGGUAUCCCCAAUGGUCCUCAGCACGCCAUGAUGAACCCUCAAGGGCUCCCAAGUGGUCCAGGAGGUACAACUGGCCCUGGAGGAGAUAUGCCUCCGAAUACACAGCCACCUAUGCCAAUGUCAACCUUUAAUCAAGGCCAACCGAUGGCACAAGGUACUUAUCGUGGACCUGUGAUGCCUGGACAAGGACCUACCAUUAAUCGUAUGUUCAUUUGUCAAAGGCCUCCGGCUGCUCCAGGUCCGCAGCAGUACAGAAGUCCGCAAGGAUACCCGCAACAGCCUUCUCAGCAAGGAUAUCCCGCUCAGUACACUAAUCAGAAUCCAGGAUCGAAUUAUCAAGGGCCGCAAGGAUCCGCGUACACUCCCGGCCAGCCCAACCAAUACGGACCCCCGAAUUCGUCUCAACAACAGGGAUACACCGCAGCGAGCCAGCCAAAUUACGGCCCUCCGACCACGGUGAACAGCUACGGCCCGCAGCCAGGCGGCUAUCCACCCCCGGGCACGACGCAGCCGCCUUCCGGAUACGGGCCGCCGCCGCCGAAUCAGCAGGGCUAUCCGCCGUCGAAUGCUUCGCAGCAGAAUUUCUCAUCAGGUAGUCAACAACAACAACCGGGACAGUACGGCAGCCCUAGUCCGCAACCGAAUUAUCAGCAGCCUCCGUCCCAAGCGCCACCUCAAAACGCGUAUGCCGCUGGGCAACCCGGAAGUUACCCCCCACCCUCCUCCCAGGCGUACGCGAACAAUGUCCCGCCGCAAAAUUAUCCACCGCCUCCGACAACCAGCGCGACUCAACCCCCUCAGCCCGGCUCGCAGCAGAACGCGGGCCCGCAGCCUAACUAUGUUAGCCAGCCGAGCCCGGGCCCCGGCGCGACGCAAUACGGCCCUGCGUCUACGUCUCCGCCAUUUAGCACCUCCUCCGCGAGCGGCGGUAAUACUUACGCCCAGAGCAGUCAGCCGACGAGCACGCCGUCCGCCUCGACGCAGACGUACCCGCCGAGUAGCGGCCCGCCGCCAACGUCGCAGGGUGGGAGCUACGCUCCCCCGGUACCGGCUCCCUCCGGUUAUCCCGUUCAUCAGACAUCCCAUCCGACGUCCCACCCGCCGCAUCCGCCGCCGCACCAGUCACCCCAUCAGCCGCCGCACCCCCCGCAUCAGCCACCCCAUCAACCGUCGCACCAGACGUCUCAUCAACCGACCUCACAUCAACCGCCCCAUCAGCCGCCGCAACAGUCUCAGCAACAGUCGCAAACAGCUCCGCAGACGCAACAGCAGCCGUCUCAGACUUCGGCCCCUAGCGGAUUCCAGCCGCCCUCCGGUCCCCCGCAGGGUCCCGCCCCGCCUCCCGGCCCUCAGCAGCAGCCUACGUAUGGACCCACUACGACGCAAACGUACGUUCCGCCGACACCAGGAGGACAACCACAGAUUUAUACUCCUCAUCCACCACAAGGAGGACAACACUAUGGACAUCCGCAGUAUCCUCCCCAAAGUUAUCCUCCACCGCCAGCAGGACAAGGAUAUCCGCAAUAUCCUCCGCGUCCACCGGGUGGACACAUGCCUCCGCCACCUGGACCGCAAGGACCACCCCCACCAAAUCAAUAUGGUGGUUAUGGUUAUCAACCACCCACACAAUAAAGUAUAGUAAUAUAAAUUCUUGCAUUAUUCACAUUAAUAUUAAUAGUUCGUUAGUUCUUCGUUAGUUUCUCUCUAUGAAAAUGAUUAUUUGAAGAUAAUUUUAUCUUGUUCCUUUUUUUUUUUUAUGCAUUGCCUAAAAUAGUACUAAAAGGCUUAGGACAAAAUUAUACAUAACCCGUGGAAGUUGCUGUAAAAGAAGACUCGAAUUUUUAUAGGAUUGAGUUUUGUUUUGUUUGUUUGUUUUUUUUUUUCUUGACAGCUUUUAAUAUUAACAUAUGUAUUUUAGUAUGUUAAUGCGUAGUAAUACAUAAUAUCGUAUUUUGCAUUAUAUACGUAUAUACUAGUUUGGUAGAUUACUUGGGGAUUGUUCUUUUUUUAUAUUACAUUAGUUGUAUUAUUAAAUUUCGGUGAAAUGAGUAUGCCAAAUAUCCAGAAUGGCUUUUAACUCCUACGGCAAAACUCGUAAUGCGUGAAGAACGUACGUACAAUAUAAAAAAAAAAAAUCGAUAAUUUAUUAUGUUUUUCUAGAUAAUAUAUCUUAUCUAGAGUCUUUGUCUGAUUUGUUUUAUAUAUUAUCCGUAUAUACACAUAUUAUAUAUAUAUAUAUAUAUUAAUAUACAUAUUUA